GGCUGCAGGUGAGCGAGAGGAUGCUGGUGGGGGGUGUGAGGAGCAUGCCCAGCCCCAUCCUGGCCUGCUGGCAGCCCAUCCUCCUGCUAGUGCUGGGCUCCGUGCUGUCAGGCUCGGCCACAGGCUGCCCACCCCGCUGCGAGUGCUCUGCCCAGGACCGCGCUGUGCUGUGCCACCGCAAGCGCUUUGUGGCUGUGCCUGAGGGCAUCCCCACCGAGACUCGCCUGCUGGAUCUGGGCAAGAACCGCAUCAAAACUCUCAACCAGGACGAGUUUGCCAGCUUCCCUCACCUGGAGGAGCUGGAACUCAACGAGAACAUUGUGAGCGCCGUGGAACCCGGCGCCUUCAACAACCUCUUCAACCUCCGGACGCUGGGUCUCCGCAGCAAUCGCUUGAAGCUCAUCCCCCUAGGCGUCUUCACUGGCCUCAGUAACCUGACCAAGCUGGACAUCAGCGAGAACAAGAUCGUCAUCCUGCUAGACUACAUGUUCCAGGACCUGUACAACCUCAAGUCACUGGAGGUCGGUGACAACGACCUCGUCUACAUCUCCCACCGCGCCUUCAGCGGCCUCAACAGCCUGGAGCAGCUGACGUUGGAGAAAUGCAACCUGACCUCCAUCCCCACCGAGGCGCUGUCCCACCUGCAUGGCCUCAUCGUCCUGAGGCUCCGGCACCUCAACAUCAAUGCCAUCCGGGACUAUUCCUUCAAGAGGUUGUACCGACUCAAGGUCUUGGAGAUCUCCCACUGGCCCUACUUGGAUACCAUGACACCCAACUGCCUCUAUGGCCUCAACCUGACGUCCCUGUCCAUCACGCACUGCAAUCUGACCGCCGUGCCCUACCUGGCCGUGCGCCACCUGGUCUAUCUCCGCUUCCUCAACCUCUCCUACAACCCCAUCAGCAUCAUUGAGGGCUCCAUGCUGCACGAGCUGCUGCGGCUGCAGGAGAUCCAGCUGGUGGGUGGGCAGCUGGCCGUGGUGGAGCCCUAUGCCUUCCGUGGCCUCAACUACCUGCGUGUGCUCAACGUCUCCGGCAACCAGCUGACCACACUGGAGGAAUCAGCCUUCCACUCGGUGGGCAACCUGGAGACGCUCAUUCUGGACUCCAACCCGCUGGCCUGCGACUGCCGGCUCCUGUGGGUGUUCCGGCGCCGCUGGCGGCUCAACUUCAACCGGCAGCAGCCCACCUGUGCCACUCCUGAGUUCGUCCAGGGCAAGGAGUUCAAGGACUUCCCUGAUGUGCUCCUGCCCAACUACUUCACCUGCCGCCGCGCCCGCAUCCGGGACCGCAAGGCCCAGCAGGUGUUUGUGGAUGAGGGCCACACGGUGCAGUUUGUGUGCAGGGCAGAUGGCGACCCACCCCCUGCCAUCCUCUGGCUCUCGCCCCGCAAGCACCUGGUCUCAGCCAAGAGCAAUGGGCGGCUCACGGUCUUCCCUGAUGGCACGCUGGAGGUGCGCUACGCCCAGGUGCAGGACAAUGGCACGUACUUGUGCAUCGCAGCCAACGCGGGCGGCAACGACUCCAUGCCUGCCCACCUGCAUGUGCGCAGCUACUCUCCCGACUGGCCCCAUCAGCCCAACAAGACCUUCGCCUUCAUCUCCAACCAGCCGGGCGAAGGAGAGGCCAACAGCACCCGUGCCACCGUGCCUUUUCCCUUCGACAUCAAGACCCUCAUCAUCGCCACCACCAUGGGCUUCAUCUCUUUCCUGGGCGUCGUACUCUUCUGCCUGGUGCUGCUAUUUCUCUGGAGCCGGGGCAAGGGCAACACGAAGCACAACAUCGAGAUCGAGUAUGUGCCCAGAAAGUCGGACGCAGGCAUCAGCUCUGCCGACGCACCCCGCAAGUUCAACAUGAAGAUGAUAUGAGGACAGGGCGGGGGGCAGGGACCCCGGGCGUGCCAGGCAGGGGAAGGGGCCUGGCCGCCACAACUUACUCCCCAGUUCCUCCCGCCCCCUCCACACACACUCUUUUUCUCCCAGCCACCCCUGUCCUCUGCUGCCCCCCGCCAGCCCUCACCACCUGCCCUCUUUCUACCAGGACCUCAGAAGUCCAGGCCUGGGGACCCCACCUGCACAGGGGCGUGUGUUGACAGACUUCAGUUGAAAGCCAAUGAACCGACAUGCGGCAGUCAAUAAUUCAAUAAAAAAAAGUUACGAACUUCUUCUGUAACUUGGGUUUCAAUAAGUAUGGAUUUUUAUGAAAACUUGAAAUAAUAAAAAGAAAAAAAAAACUAUUUCCUAUAGCUAGUCGGAAUGCAAACUUUUGACGUCCUGAUUGCUCCAGGGCCCUCUUCCAACUCAGUUUCUUGUUUUUCUCUUCCUCCUCCUCCUCUUCUUCCUCCUUUCUCUUCUCUUCCCCUGUGGGGGGGGAUCACUCAGGAAAACAGGAAAGGAGGUUCCAGCCCCAGCUGCCCACCCACCCUGCCCAGGUCUGGGUUGGCUGUUUGCAGGGAGCAGGUGGAGGGCCCGGCUGCUGGGCUUCCAGGCAGCACUACUGCCAGGGGGUGGAGGGCCUGGCUAGGGUGUGGCUGAGACUCUGGAUAGGGGCUGGGUCCUCCUGGGGGACAGCACAGUCAGUGGAGAGAGUCAGAGGCCAGAGGCGGUACUGAGAUCUAGCUUCUGGUCCCCGCUCUGCCAGUGACUUGAUGUGUGGCCUAAAGUGGGUCACUGGCCCUCUCUAGGCCUCAGUCUCCACAUCUGUACAAAUGGGAACAUUACCCCCUGCCCUGCCUACCUCACAGGGCUGUUGUGAGGAAUUGAUGAGAUGAUGUAUGUGAAACACUUUGUAACCUGUAAAGCGCUGUGCACAUGUGUGGGUGACUGUU
Messenger RNA from Galeopterus variegatus (Sunda flying lemur), 2824 nucleotides. RefSeq names its product leucine-rich repeat and immunoglobulin-like domain-containing nogo receptor-interacting protein 1. NCBI's taxonomy places the organism in Eukaryota, Metazoa, Chordata, Mammalia, Dermoptera, Cynocephalidae. The record is from RefSeq and is a predicted model, not a curated record. Gene Ontology annotation, cellular component: extracellular matrix. The coding region runs from base 21 to 1865 and encodes 614 amino acids. Gene Ontology annotation, molecular function: protein binding. The transcript has a single exon.